GUUCAGGCAGAAAGUCAGACCAGUUGAAGUCGGAUUUUCCCAGGAAAAUUUUUCUUGGCAGGACAGAAGUACAGAACAGAGCUGACCCCGCUUUUUUCUCGUUUGGUUUUCUUGGAACUUACAUCUGAUGGUAUUUUGGACCACUCUAGAAAUUCGAAGUUCUUGCUAGAAAAUGGAGAAAAUAUGCGAAUUCUGCACAACAUUGAGGCCAGUUAUUUACUGCAAGGCCGACACAGCACAUCUGUGCCUCUCGUGCGACGCGAAAGUCCAUUCAGCAAACACGCUCUCCAGCAGACAUCUCCGCAGCGUCUUAUGCGAUUCGUGCAGGUUCCGGCCAGCCAAUCUCCAGUGUUUGGAUCACCAGAUGUUCAUGUGUCGUGCCUGCGAUCGCAGCCUUCAUGAUGUCUCAACUCGGCAUCAGAAGCGGGCAAUCAGAAGUUUCAUGGGAUGCCCUUCUUCCAAGGACUUUGCCGCUUUGUGGGGCUUAAAAUUAAGUGAUCUAGAAAGCCUUGUCACUCAGCAUGAUCAGUUUGUGUCCUCUUCUUGUGCUACCGGUGACUCCACUGUGGUGAAUUUGGAUACCACAGGACAUUCUAGCUCACAAAUUGGAGGCCAAGUUAAGUUGUUGCAAAAGAAUCAACAGCAGAGAAGCAGUUGCUUUAUUUUGCAACAAAUUAUAGACUUGAAAAAGCUUCAGCUCAAUGGAGGGAGUACUAAUCCUUCACCUUUAAUACAUUGCCAAGAAGAGCAGAACGAUGUGUCUUCUUCAAUGAGACAUUAUGCCAAGAAAAUCAAUGAAAAUCUUGAUAACCCUUUACAAAAUUCCCAUGAUCUCGGAACCGAUCUUCAGCAGAGAGACGACACUCCAAUUGACCAAGAGCUGAAAUGCGACGACGACCUUUUUCCAUUCCCAUUUUCGCCCGCACCCUCCUCAAGUGUUGGGCUUCCCUUGCAUGGAGAACCCUUGUGGCAGUGUAGAAGUCCAGUUCAAAGUAGUCAGUUAUGGUCUCAAAACAUGCAAGAUCUUGGUGUCUGCGAAGAACUCAUUUGUCAGGAUGAUUUCAACAUUCCCGAUGUGGAUUUGACGUUCCGAAACUUUGAAGAACUUUUCGGCGGUGACCAAGAUCCGAUGAGAUCCCUCCUUGACGAUAAUAAGGACAUGUCAUACUCCUCCAUGGAUAAAGAUUUGUCUCUAGAAAAAUUAGAUAAUACUCAGUCAAGAGCUAUGGAGGACGCUUCUAUGGCUUCCACGGUAUCCCACAUGGACAGAGACGUGAGCAGUUCUAAAGCUCAUGAUCAUGGCACUAAUCCGCCCGGGAUAAUUAGGAUGUCCUGUUCGAGUAUGUCGCUGUCCGUUUCAAAGUUUAGUGCCGAUAGUGGAGGUGGCGGCGCCGAUUCUCUGGACAGUGGAAUUUCGCGUUACAUUACCGGAGAAGCUUCGAUCGGUUCGCGUGAUUUGGAGGGUUUGCAUUUGGAUUCUGAAGCAAGAGAGAGUGCUAAGUUGAGGUACAAAGAGAAGAAGAAGACUAGACUGCAUGAGAAGCAAAUUCGGUACCCAUCUCGGAAAGCAAGAGCCGACGUGAGGAAGCGGGUGAAGGGUCGUUUUGUGAGGAGUACUGCGGGAUAUGACUCCGACAGUGUUGAUGUGGCAAGAAGCUACUAAUUAAAAAAAUUAAUUUGAUUACGUUUUUGGUGUUUUGUAGAUAUGCCAAUGUUAGUCCAAAGUAAAUGAUCAAUCAAU
Messenger RNA from Morus notabilis, 1741 nucleotides. RefSeq names its product zinc finger protein CONSTANS-LIKE 10. The record is from RefSeq and is a predicted model, not a curated record. The transcript has 6 exons. Gene Ontology annotation, molecular function: protein binding; zinc ion binding. NCBI's taxonomy places the organism in Eukaryota, Viridiplantae, Streptophyta, Magnoliopsida, Rosales, Moraceae. The coding region runs from base 173 to 1663 and encodes 496 amino acids.